UUCUGCAUCCUGCCGAGCUCUGUUCUCUCCAGCACCUCCCAACUUCUCGUGCCGACCGACUUGCUCCACAAGGAACAAGCCGUCAUGUCUCGCCAGUCCAGUGUGUCCUUCCGAAGCGGAGGCAGCCGUAACUUCAGCGCGGCCUCUGCCAUCACCCCGUCUGUCUCUCGCACCAGUUUCACCUCUGUGUCCCGAUCCGGGGGUGGUGGCGGCGGCGGCUUUGGCAGGAUCAGCCUUGCGGGUGCUGGUGGAGCAGGCGGCUAUGGCAGCCGGAGCCUCUACAACCUGGGGGGCUCCAAGAGGAUCUCCAUCAGCAGUAGUGGCGGUGGCUUUAGAAACCGAUUUGGUGGUGGAGGUGGCUAUGGCUUUGGAGGUGGAGCCGGGGGCGGAUUUGGUUUAGGCAGUGGAGCUGGUCUUGGCUAUGGGUUCGGUGGAGGUGCUGGCCUUGGGUUCGGUGGAGGUGCUGGCCUUGGGUUCGGUGGAGGUGCUGGCCUUGGAGGUGCUGGCUUCCCAGUCUGCCCCCCUGGAGGCAUCCAAGAAGUCACGGUCAACCAGAAUCUCCUCACUCCUCUGAACCUGCAAAUCGACCCCACCAUCCAACGAGUGCGGACAGAGGAGCGGGAGCAGAUCAAGACCCUCAACAACAAGUUCGCCUCCUUCAUCGACAAGGUGCGCUUCCUGGAGCAGCAGAACAAGGUCCUGGACACCAAGUGGACCCUGCUGCAGGAGCAGGGCACCAAGACCGUGAAGCAGAACCUGGAGCCUCUGUUCGAGCAGUACAUCAACAACCUCAGGAGACAGCUGGACAGUGUCCUGGGGGAGAGAGGCCGCCUGGACUCGGAGCUGCGGAACAUGCAGGACCUGGUGGAGGACUUCAAGAACAAGUAUGAAGAUGAAAUCAACAAGCGCACCACUGCUGAGAACGAGUUUGUGAUGCUGAAAAAGGAUGUGGACGCCGCCUACAUGAGCAAGGUGGAGCUGGAGGCCAAGGUCGAUGCACUGAUGGAUGAGAUCAACUUCUUGAAGAUGUUCUUUGAGGCGGAGCUGUCCCAGAUGCACACGCACAUCUCAGACACGUCUGUGGUCCUCUCCAUGGACAACAACCGCAGCCUGGACCUGGACAGCAUCAUCGCCGAGGUCAAGGCCCAGUACGAGGACAUCGCCAACCGUAGCCGGACGGAAGCCGAGUCCUGGUACCAGACCAAGUACGAGGAGCUGCAGCAGACAGCCGGCCGGCACGGUGAUGACCUCCGCAGCACCAAGCAUGAGAUCUCCGAGAUGAACCGCAUGAUCCAGAGGCUGAGGGCCGAGAUCGACAACGUCAAGAAGCAGUGUGCCAACCUGCAGAAUGCCAUCGCCGAAGCUGAGCAGCGUGGGGAGAUGGCCCUCAAGGAUGCCAGGAACAAGCUGGCUGAACUGGAGGAUGCCCUGCAGAAGGCCAAGCAGGACAUGGCCCGGCUGCUGCGUGACUACCAGGAGCUCAUGAACACCAAGCUGGCCCUGGACGUGGAGAUCGCCACCUACAGGAAGCUGCUGGAGGGCGAGGAGUGCAGACUGAGUGGAGAAGGAGUGGGACCGGUCAACAUCUCCGUCGUCACGAGCAAUGUCUCCUCUGGCUAUGGAAGUGGUGGUGGCUAUAGUGGUGGCUAUGGCGGUGGCUAUGGCGGUGGCGCUGGCCUCGGCGGCGGUCUUGGCGGCGGUCUUGGCAGCGGUCUUGGCGGAGGCGGCAGUGGCUACUACUCCGGCAGUGGCCUAGGCGCUGGCCUAGGCGGUGGGUUCGGUGGGGGGAGCUCUAGCUUCAGUUCAGUCAGUGGCCGAAACAUGGGGGUGGGCUUUGGCAGCAGUGGCAGCGGAGGGGGCAGCAGCUCCAGUGUCAAAUUUGUCUCCACCACCUCCUCCUCGAGGAAGAGCUUCAAGAGCUAAGAGCCUGCUGCAAGUCACCGCCGCCCGAGGGCAGCAACCGGCCCCUGGUGACUGCCUCUUCUAGGUGGCUGCCGAGCCAAGCACCCUGUUUUACUGGAGUGUAGUCUGGACCAAGCCUAUUGCAGAGCCACAGUCUUCGGUUCCCAGAAAGGCCCAACCCCCAGCCUCUAGUCUCCUAUGCCGCGAUCCUAUGUUCUACUUCAAAUUAGCCUUUAAGUCUUUGCAGCAUGGUCCUUGAGAGAAAAGUCCAAAGUUUUCCAGGAUCUAAACCAUCAAGGCAGAGUCCCACCCGAAUACAAAGUUUUGUUCUGGUUCUGACUGCCUCCAGAGUGUGUUCAAUAAAAUGCUUUUAUAAUAUAA
This is a messenger RNA of Miniopterus natalensis, 2283 nucleotides long. RefSeq names its product keratin 5 (gene KRT5). Gene Ontology annotation, molecular function: structural constituent of skin epidermis. Lineage: Eukaryota; Metazoa; Chordata; Mammalia; Chiroptera; Miniopteridae. Gene Ontology annotation, cellular component: keratin filament. Gene Ontology annotation, biological process: intermediate filament organization; keratinization. The record is from RefSeq and is a predicted model, not a curated record.